Molecule: messenger RNA, 3442 nt
Organism: Neoarius graeffei (lesser salmon catfish)
Lineage: Eukaryota; Metazoa; Chordata; Actinopteri; Siluriformes; Ariidae
Gene: hid1a
Product: HID1 domain containing a
Exons: 19
Coding region: 97-2505 (802 amino acids)
Cellular component (GO): Golgi trans cisterna; Golgi medial cisterna; membrane
Source: RefSeq, a predicted model, not a curated record
AGAGAGAGAGAGAAUAUAUUAUACACUGUCCGCAGCAGUGGCGCUGUCUUCUGUCUUAUAUUAGAGAGAAAUUAUAUUACAGAGCAAUCAAGCAAAAUGGGAAAUACGGAUUCAAAGCUGAAAUUUCGCAAAGCGGUAAUCCAGCUGACCACGAAAACGCAGCCAGUGGAAGCCACAGAUGAUGCUUUCUGGGACCAGUUUUGGGCCGACACUGCCACCUCAGUCCAGGAUGUAUUCGCCCUUGUGCCAGCUGCAGAGAUCCGAGCACUGAGGGAGGAAUCGCCUUCCAAUCUGGCAACCCUGUGUUAUAAGGCAGUGGAGAAGCUGGUGCAGGCAGCAGAAUCAGGAUGCCCCAGCGAGAGAGAGAAGCAGAUUGUCCUGAACUGCACACGUAUUCUUAGCCGCAUCCUGCCCUAUAUCUUUGAAGACCAGGAUUGGAGGGGCUUCUUUUGGUCCACCGUCCCUGGGGCCGGACGAGCUGGACAGAUGGAUGAGAUGGACGACGAUGAUGAUGGAGCACGGCCGCUGGCAGAGUCUCUGCUUCUGGCCAUCUCUGACCUGCUCUUCUGUCCCGAGUUCACCGUGCAGAGCCAUAAGAGAGGAGGACCUGAUUCACUGGAGGACAUGCAGUCGCUGGACAGCUGCGAGUACAUCUGGGAGGCAGGGGUGGGCUUUGCACAGUCGCCACCACUCAACUACCUCCAUGAUCUUAACAGGACUGAGCUGUUGAGGCUGUUGCUGACCUGUUUCUCUGAGGCCAUGUACUUACCACCAUCUUCAGAUGGCAACAUCAUCAAUCCCUGGGUCACUUUCUUUUGCUCCACUGAGAACAGGCACGCCCUGCCUCUGUUUACCUCCCUGAUCAACGUGGUGUGUGCGUAUGACCCGGUGGGCUACGGCAUUCCCUACAACCACCUGCUGUUCUCAGACUACCGGGAGCAGCUGGUGGAGCAGGCAGUGCAGAUCCUCAUCGUCACUCUGGAACAUGAGAAUGCUCAGCCUCCGCGCGCUCCCUCCCCCUCCAGUAUGGACGAGCAGGAUUCUGCAGGCCCACAGAACCUGUUUGUGAACUACCUGUCCAGAAUUCACAGGGAGGAGGAUUAUGACUUUGUGCUGAAAGGUCUGGCUCGCCUGCUCACUAACCCGCUCACUCAGACCUACCUGCCCAACUCCACCAAGAAGAUCCAGUUCCACCAAGAGCUCCUGGUCCUCUUCUGGAAAUUUUGUGAUUUCAACAAGAAAUUCUUGUUCUUUGUUCUGAAGAGCAGUGAUGUGCUGGAUAUCCUGGUGCCUAUUCUCUACUACCUGAAUGAUGCCAGGGCUGACCAGUCCCGUGUUGGUCUCAUGCACAUUGGGGUGUUCAUUUUGCUGCUGCUGAGUGGGGAGAGGAAUUUCGGAGUGCGUCUGAACAAACCGUACUCCCUUCGUGUCCCGAUGGAUAUUCCAGUGUUCACCGGCACACAUGCCGACCUCCUCAUUGUAGUUUUCCACAAGAUCAUCACAAGUGGCCAUCAGCGUCUGCAGCCACUCUUCGACUGCCUGCUCACCAUUGUAGUGAACGUGUCUCCAUACCUGAAGAGUCUGUCCAUGGUGGCAGCCAAUAAGCUGCUGCAUCUUCUGGAAGCCUUCUCCACCAACUGGUUCCUGUUCUCUGCUGCUCAGAACCACCACUUGGUCUUCUUUUUGCUGGAAGCCUUUAAUAAUAUUAUCCAGUACCAGUUUGAUGGUAACUGCAACUUGGUAUACGCCAUCAUUCGCAAGCGCAACGUCUUUCACCAGCUUGCCAACCUGCCCACUGACUCUGCAUCCAUCCAGAAGGCACUGCAAAAGAAGAGGAAAUCUCCCGAUGCCAUCUCUCGUACCAACUCUCAGGAUACCAUUUCCAUGGAGGGCUCUCGGCCAGCCGUACCUGCCGAGCCAGGCACGCUGAAGGCCAGCCUUGUGGCCAUGCCAGGUAUUGAUAAACUAACAGAGAAGUCCCAAGUAUCGGAGGAUGGUACCAUGGUCACAGUGCCAAAGACAGAGACUCCUCACUCACCAGAACAUGGCGUCUUAAGUGGGGCUAGUGACACAGAGUCCAACUCUGGAAGAGACAACGAGGAUGUCUUCUACACAGAGGCAGAAAUGGCAAGGAGACGUCUGUCAAGUGCAUCAACGGCCCCUACAUACUGGGUCCCAACACCAGAGUGGGUCGUUUCCUGGAAGAGCAAGCUCCCUCUACAGACCAUCAUGCGCCUGCUGCAGGUCCUGGUGCCCCAAGUGGAGAAGAUCUGCAUCGACAAGGGCUUGACAGACGAAUCAGAGAUUCUGAAAUUCCUCCAGCACGGUACCCUGGUGGGGCUUUUGCCUGUACCUCACCCUAUUCUGAUCAGAAAAUACCAGGCCAACGCAGGCACUGCCACGUGGUUCCGCACGUACAUGUGGGGCGUCGUCUAUCUCCGCAACGUGGACCCACCAAUCUGGUAUGACACAGAUGUUCGUCUCUUUGAGAUCCAGAGAAUGUAGAAGGGUAGCUCUACGUCACAGGGCUGCGCGUCACUGAGUGAAUAAAGAGGCCUGGUUGAUUAUUUCCAUCUUCACUCCAGUCACCCUAACACCAUUUAAAGCUUAGUCCUCAAUUUCAGCGCAGUGCUGAAUCGCUAAUUGUUAAUCUCACAGAUUGACUCCAGUAAUAUGGAAAAAGACGUUCUGUCUCAACCCUGAAGGGUUCAGUGACCUCAGAAAAUCUAAUAGUGUUCAUGGCUCACCGAGUUGGCAUGUGUGGACGCUUGGAAGGGCUGGUGUACAAAUGAUAACGUUUCUACAUAUAGCUCUGCCUUUUGAUAAGACCGUACAAUGUCCAGCAGCUUAAACCAUUGAGAAUCUCUCACUGUGGAUGAAUGAAUGAUUUUCCUACCGUAUGAACUGCCACUGUAUAUAAAAACAUAUACAUUAUAUAUAUAUUUGAUGGAAGCAUAUUUAAAAGUCUCAUGAAUUUGGUUGCAUGUAGUCCAGUAGUGAGUGACGUUUGUAAGCUAGCGUGACCUUCAGCAUUGGCUGUGACUGUGUUGCCAUGAAGAUGCCACUAGAGGGCAGCAUAACUACAGCUAUCUCUGUUCAACAGGUAAUUGUUUGUUCUGUAGGUUGUGUUGUUUAACCCUACUUAUGACUUGUGGUUAACAGAGGAAUGUCUGCAUUCCUCUCGCUCUCCUUUUCAGGUUAACAUUUCUUGAAACACGAUCAGACUGGCAAAUAUUUCAGCCAGUACCGGUUCAUAUGUUUCACCAGUAUUCAGGUGGAAACAAAUUAUCUGCUAUGUGCUGUUGAAAAUCAUUUCUGGUGACCUGAUAUUACUAUUUUUGUCUGCGUAACAGAUUUGUCAAUGAAAUGAUCUAAUGUAUAUACUGUGCUCAAUGUUUAAAGUAAAAAAUUUUGUCGCAAUAUUAAAAACGAAUAAUCUAUG